Molecule: messenger RNA, 738 nt
Organism: Nematolebias whitei (Rio pearlfish)
Lineage: Eukaryota; Metazoa; Chordata; Actinopteri; Cyprinodontiformes; Rivulidae
Product: trimeric intracellular cation channel type B-A
Source: RefSeq, a predicted model, not a curated record
AGACCCGGAUGAUGCUGACGGGCUCCUCCUCCUCGCCCUUCGCCUCCAUCGAGUCAGUCCUGUACCAAACCCUGUUUUCCGGUCGUUCCUCGCACGCCGCUCUCACUGGUUACCUCAAGAAGGCGUGCAGCGAUAACGGCACAACGGGAACGCCUCACCCCUCAGCCAAAGAGUGCGGCGAGAACGGAUCGUCCGGGCAGCACAGCGCCACCUCUUCCGUCAGGGGACGAGGCGGCUCGCUGAAAACCAAAGACGAGCCGGAGAACGCGGAGACUGCAGACACGAAGAAGAUCAACUAGUCGCCCUCUGCUCUGAAGUGCCUUUUUAUCUCAAAGCAGAGCUGUUGAAUGGAGUUGUAUUUUUCUAAACGCAUCUCGGUUGUAGUGACUAAAACAACUUUUUCGAACUGUUCUGAAGAGGUGAAUCCCACCACUGCUGCACUUUAUUCUGGGAUCAUCACCCACCGGGACAGGAUGUGAACACCACCAUUUAUUUGUUUGAACAUCUGUACAAAGUGUAGCUCCUUUAUUUUUCUAAAGAUAUAUUUUUAAGACUAAACUGUUUCUCUUUCUAUUCCACGGUGUUGGGGACCAGUGCUGCGCACCUACCUUCUUUCUAUAUAUUCUACUUAGACUUUAAUAUAUAUUUGACAUUCAGAUGUUUUAUCAUAUUUACACUAAAUACCUGUACUCUUGAAUGUAAAUUAUCUAGGAGUGGAGUGCAGUUUUAUUGCUGAGA